AAUAAUAUAGAUCAAGAUAACGAUAUAAAUAAUAAUGCUGAAAACGGAGAAUAUUACGACAACUAUAACAAUUUCGAACCAAUUUGGGUUAGAGCGUUAUACGAUUAUGAUGCCGCACAAGACUCUGAAAUUAGUUUUAAAGAGAACGAUGUUAUUUGCAUUACACAAGACUAUGGAGAUGGAUGGUGGGAAGGUGAUUUAAAUGGCAGUGCAGGAAGAGUACCAGCAAACUAUUUCGAAUACAUUACCCAAGAUCAAGAUGGUCAAUAUCAAUAUGGUGACCAAGGUUAUGACCAAAGUGGCUAUUACCAAGAUGAUCAACAGCAACAAUAUGAUGAACAAACCUAUUAUGACCAACAACAAUACGACGACCAAGGUGGCUAUUAUGAACAUCAACAACAAGAAUGUGGCUAUGAUGAAACAGGCUCUCCAAUUGAUGAAGAAAAAGAAAACCAAAGAAAAGAAUUAUUAAAACAAAAAAGAGAAGCCUAUAAGAAAGAAAUGAAAGAAUUACAAGACAAUUUUAAGAGUCAAAGUGAAUCAAAUGAAAAACUUAGUAGUGAGGUAGAGGGAUUAGAAAAUCAAAGAGACCAAUUGGAAGAUAGAAUUAGAUUACUCAAACUAUUAAGAUAUAUACAUUUAGAGAUUAUAAAAACAGAAAUUGAUAUUGAUUUAGACUCUGAUUCAUCAACACAAUCACGUAACACCGGUAUUGUUAUCACCCAAGAUCUCAAAUCUAUCAGAUUAAUAUUAGCCUCGCUCAAAUCAUCAACUGCCGAUAUUCCAAAGAAACAAUUUGAUGCCAAAUUAGAAGAGCUCGAGAAAAAAGUUACAAAUAAUUUAAUUCUAUUGGAUGUUUGUGACAAUUUAAAGAAAUCACUAUACCUCAGUUUACAAGUUUUUCAAAGUGCUAUAAUACAACAACAACAAUCUAAUGAAAGCAGACUCCCACCUCCUCCUUUAAUAGUACCACCACCAAUUUCAUCCUCAUCACAACCUGGUGGUUUUGUACCAACUACUUCAAAUGCUCCAAAUCCAUUUUACUCCCCAGCUACUUUAAUCGCCCCAUCUUCAGACAAAGAUAAAAGAAAGUCAAUGAAAGAGGCUAAAAAAUUAGAAAAAUUAGAAAAGAAAGAAGAAAAGAAAUUAGAAAAGCUUGAAAAGAAAGAAAAGAAAAAAGAAGAAGAA
This is a messenger RNA of Dictyostelium purpureum, 1188 nucleotides long. RefSeq lists its product as uncharacterized. Gene Ontology annotation, molecular function: protein binding. Lineage: Eukaryota; Evosea; Eumycetozoa; Dictyosteliales; Dictyosteliaceae. The record is from RefSeq and is a predicted model, not a curated record. The transcript has a single exon. The annotation marks the transcript as partial.